AUGCAUAACAAACAUACCCUAAAAAUGCCGUCAACCCGUGAACUGAAACGCUAGCUCUUAACGAAGGAAUCGCUGUUUCAUCCCUCUCAGCGUUGUCCUGCACAGGAGAUUGAGGGAGGGGGAAAGAGAGGAUGUUGAGGUUGAAAGUGUUUGGGCACGCGCUCAAAUCCAAUAUCACUCAAAACCCUAAUACUAAACGCGGUCUCCCUCUUCUUCCGGAUGGUCGAUGUAGGGCUUUCUGCACUGCUGGCUCUGAGCAGCAACAACAACAAGAGGAAGGAGCUUCUUCGCCAGUGGAUCCUUUUCUGCAACCACCUCCUAAAGGUCUAACGUAUGGAAGGUUGACUGGCUUCGGUCGAAAUGCAUUGAAAACGGAUCUCAUCCAUUUCUUUGAUGGGUGUAAUUUGACUGUUGAGGAUAUCAAAGUUGAGUACAAUAGGACAUUCGUUCCGCUUGGCAUGUUAUUGCAGUUCCCUUCAAGGUCUGCUUUUGAUACUGCAACAAGACUAGUAUUUAGGAGAGGUCGUUUGUAUCGGUUGGACAAGGUGGAUCGUGGUCAGUGGGACAUUGUGACUCCAUAUGAUGGAAAAGUUCUAUUGUUUCAAGGCAUUCCACGUCAGGCUUUCCCAGAGGAUGUGGAGCGGUUUCUUUCUGGAUGCCGCUAUGAUGGUUCAGAUUUACAACUGCUCAUGAGGCCGGGGUUCCCAGAUCCUAUACGUUUAGCCCUUGUCCGCUUCCCAACUCAGCUGGAUGCAAUGAAUGCACUUCGAAUGAAGAACCGUGGCUUCUGUAUCAACAGUCCCAUUACUGCAAGGAUUCUUCAGUGAACCCGAUCACCUGAUUUCUGUUUUCUUUAUUUAUAUUCAAGUGAUAUCUUAUGUACUUUUUGUAAUAGUUUCUCGAUUUUGAUAAUAUCAGAUAGUUUAGUACACCUGGUGUGGCUUCUGUUCUUUUCUUGGCACUUGUGUAAAUGGUUAGCUUUCGUCUCAACAGAUUGGUUUCAUCAGACUUCCAAUUAUAUAUCUUUGUUACAUAACACAAUGGUAUAUCUGGACCAGGCAUCAAUGUUUAGUCCUUUAUGUAUCGCA
Molecule: messenger RNA, 1088 nt
Organism: Amborella trichopoda
Lineage: Eukaryota; Viridiplantae; Streptophyta; Magnoliopsida; Amborellales; Amborellaceae
Product: Ribosomal protein S24e family protein
Molecular function (GO): nucleic acid binding
Source: RefSeq, a predicted model, not a curated record